Messenger RNA from Diospyros lotus (date-plum), 1305 nucleotides. Its product is annotated as protein trichome birefringence-like 34. Gene Ontology annotation, molecular function: O-acetyltransferase activity. Gene Ontology annotation, cellular component: Golgi apparatus. Lineage: Eukaryota; Viridiplantae; Streptophyta; Magnoliopsida; Ericales; Ebenaceae. The record is from RefSeq and is a predicted model, not a curated record. Bases 1 to 1305 code for a protein of 434 amino acids. The transcript is spliced from 5 exons.
AUGGUUGAGCAACUGCUUUUUGAUCACAAUAUCAAAGUUGAAGCAAGAGCAAUGUCAAAUGACAAGCACAAGCCAAACCUCAUUUCUGGCUCAACAUUGACAAUUCGAGGCAAGUUUAAUUCUUUAGCCACGCUUCUAACCACGAUCUUGCUCCUCCUUGUUGCUUCUUUCACCAUAGAAAGCAGAAGAUGGGUGGAUGAUCAGAAGACUCAGAAAAGCCGAGCCAAGUCAAUAUCAAACUGCAAUCUGUUUUCGGGCAAAUGGGUAUAUGACAACAAGUCUUAUCCUCUGUACAAAGAGAACCAUUGCUCAUUCGUUUCAUUGUUCAAUGGGGUGGCUUGUGAAAAAUCCGGCCGGAUGGAUAUAAAAUACCAGCAUUGGAGGUGGCAGCCCAAUGGCUGUGAACUUCCCAGGUUUAAUGCCAUAGCAAUGCUGGAGAGGCUAAGGGGCAAGAGGCUAGUGUUCGUGGGGGACUCAUUGAUCCGAAACCAGUGGGCUUCAAUGGUCUGCCUGCUCGAGUCAUCCAUCUCCCCCGCUCUGAAAUCCGUGACCCCGAAUGGAUCGUUAACCAACUUCAAGAUCAAUGAAUACAAUGCAUCAGUUGACCACUAUUGGGCUCCAUAUCUUGUGGAAUCAAUCUCCGAUCAUCCUGUCCACCAUCACUUCUCAGACGAGCAGGUCUUGAGAGCCAAUGCAAUCGAAAGCCAUGCCAGGCAUUGGACAAAUGCAGAUAUCCUUGUCUUCAAUUCUUAUAUGUGGUGGAGAAGGCCAAAAUUUAAGGUCUUGUGGGGAUCAUUCGACAGCCCAAACAGGAUCUACAAAGAAGUCGAGAAGCUACGCACUUUUGAAAUGGUUCUAACCACAUGGUCAGAUUGGUUGGAGAUCCAUGUAAAUCGUUCCAAGACACAGAUUUAUUUUCUUAGCAUGUCGCCUACACACGAAAGGGGUGAAAGGUGGGGAAAGGGUAAGGGAGAAAAUUGCUACAAUGAAACAGAGCCAUUCACAGAAGAGGGGCAUCAUGAAAGUGAAACAGAACCCAAAAUGAUGCGAAUGGUGGAAGCUGCAAUCAACAUGAUGGCAAGAAGAGGCUUGAAGGUUCAAACACUUAACAUAACACAGCUUUCAGAGUAUCGAAAAGAUGCACACACAUCGAUCUAUCGAAGACUGUGGGGGCGUUUAUCGAGAGAACAAUUGGCGAAUCCCAUAAGCUAUGCAGACUGUGUUCAUUGGUGUAUUCCUGGAGUCCCUGAUGUUUGGAAUGAGCUGCUUUAUGCUUAUAUUUUUCAGCAGUCAAGUCCUAAAUGA